This is a messenger RNA of Suillus fuscotomentosus, 2553 nucleotides long. RefSeq lists its product as uncharacterized. The coding region runs from base 1 to 2553 and encodes 850 amino acids. The transcript is spliced from 5 exons. The record is from RefSeq and is a predicted model, not a curated record. Lineage: Eukaryota; Fungi; Basidiomycota; Agaricomycetes; Boletales; Suillaceae.
AUGCCCCUCCUGGCGACACUCACAGAUACUUAUCUAUGCUGGAAGGCAACAUGCUCCGAUCAGCCCCAGCCUGUACCUGCCAGCAAUUGCCCUUCCAUUCCCUCCGAUUCCUACAGCUUUACCAUCGCUAUCGUUGAUAUCUUCACGCUACAAACAAGCACUUUCAUUCAUCGUGAUGCGAAGAGUCUGUCUCCUGCAAUUGACCUUGUCCGUGCUGGCUUUCUCAGUCAUGUACCGGUGUCACCCUCAGUAGCUAUCUCACUUCGUACUCUGGAGCAUUUUCGUCACCUCCGUCUCCGCAAACCUUCAUUUAGCGUCGAGGCAUAUGUCAAGGUGAUUUGCGAUUCAUACAAGGUACCCUAUAAACGUCACUGGCGUACUGUACUAGCCGAUGCUUUUGAUACUUACUUGGCCAUACUUCAGCAGGUUGAGCAGAGAGUCAACGCUGCUCUCGGUCGCAGUACUCCCAACUGGCGCAUACUCAACUCAUGCCCUCCCUGCACCUAUGAGUUGGAGGAUGAGCCCUCAUUACCAUUCUCUCGCAUGUAUGUCCUCGAUGGUGGCAACUCAGCCAAACGCAUGGCAGGACUAGGACGACGCGAGCGAGGAGACACGCGGACAUACACCGAGAGCGACUACAUCAUACCAUGUGACUUUGUUGAUAGCUUCGCCAAUGAAGUUCGACCACGCGCUUCAGACUCAGAUGAUGCAGACCCAGUUGUGGGUGUUUUCAAUACCACAGGAGAAGAGGACACACACCCUGAAGUCAACACGGACGAUCUCACAAUGCAGGUCAUGUCAUCUGACUGUAGUAAAAACUGGAAAGCAGCUGCCAAUGAAGAGAAGAAACAUAUGUGGUCUGUCUUUGACGAAACGGGGAUUUUUGUUUCCGCUUAUCGUCAUGGUCUUUUGUUAUGGGUGACAGACAUGGUCCGCAGUGGUGAACUUGCGAAAUAUCCUCUCGCGAUCAUGUCUAACGUCAUUGAUGUUCUUGGCGAACACGCUCUGGGAGCAUAUGAUAUAGGCUGCGGAUUUCAAUCUACCAUCCGUGCAAGCAGGCUGGGUGAUGCAUUCGAGAGGCAAAAGUGCUGCAUGUGUGUUGACGCCUUUCACGGCUACAGACACAACUACCUGUGUCAAACGAAGAACCAUCCAAACGGGAUUGUUGGUGCGGGUCUUGAAGACUUUGGAACUAUUGAACAUUUUUUCAGCGCAUUGAAUGCUAUUGCCCCUGUCAUCCGAUAUGCCAGUUCAUACCGCCGUCAUGUCUUUUUGGACCUCUUUUUCAAGCAAUGGGACGAGGAUAAGUACUUGAAUCUUGGUACUAUGAUAUACAAUAACUACAAGCAAGUGCUCGACAUUGUCUCGACGGAGUCGAUUGCUCUUGAUGAAGCAAAGCAAUCACUCGGCAUUCAGGAGGGUGAUCUGCAGACUUGGCGUCAGGAGGAAAUUGAGUAUUUCGCACAUCUGGGUAAAGAGACUGAGUGGGAUGUCCACGCGAUGGCAUAUGUGGAACUCCUACUGAAGCUGAGAGAUGCAGAAUCUCAGGUGCAGUCCGCAUCUACACGUUUUCUAUCUACGACUCCAAAGGAUUAUCAGUUCAUCUCUUUUACGGGCACACAGUCCUAUUCCGAUGACAUGAUGGCCACGAGAAAACUUGAGACACAAUGUCGGUACAGCGCUGAGCGUCUCGCUACAAUACAGCAAGAAGUCACUUCCAUGGAAGUGAAGAUGGGUAUCGCUAAUCGAUGGCAGCCUUCGUCACCUGAGUAUCAAGCAACGCUGAAGUAUAUGUCGAAUCAUCAGUAUCAACAUGUGUUGGACAAUCUUCAGCGCUUAGUAGUCCAACGGCUCUUCGAGCUUCAGCGGCUGAAUAUCUCACAGACUGGUGCGUCUUAUAAAAUGCGCACCCACAUAUCUAAAUCCCUUCAAACUCAAUGUCAUGCUAUUCAAAACACCGUCAAGACAUAUAAUACAGCAGCUGCAGCACUAUCACCCCCUCGCCCCCAGCUUGAUUGGUCCAAGGUAUCCCAUUACAGCUUUCUUGAGGAGUUCAACCUCCUGCGAGAUACACGACAAGACGUUCGCGAAAAAAUGUGGGCCAAACCUGCUAUCCGUGCAGUGAUCCGACAAUGGCUACGGAUUAACCAUGCGAAGGAGGAAAUAGACCGAUGCAACGUGGAGAUCCGCCGUUUGCACACUGCCAUCAUAGAUGAAGACACUUUCUUUACCCAAUGUCUCGCUUCACUCGCAGCUGAACAAGCUAUUGAACAUGUCGCAGUGUAUGAAUACUGCUCACACCACCGUCUAAUCAACAUGCAAGUCCUUCACCGCAUUUCAAAGAUCCACUUGCUUCCAGGAUUCUCCGGCUCGAUUUCAGCAGGCAUCAGGAAAGGAUCUAGAGGGUGUACUACAGAGGAUAUUGCUUUGUCUAGCAGUAACAAAGUUGAGUAUGACGACGACAGUGCACCCGCUGUUGAUGAAGUCGAGGAAUUGACACAGGACAUUGGUACCUUGAUAGAAUAUCUCUCUGACUUGAUGCUUCAUCGUUGA